This is a messenger RNA of Strongylocentrotus purpuratus (purple sea urchin), 1359 nucleotides long. RefSeq names its product ankyrin repeat domain-containing protein 50-like. Bases 1 to 1359 code for a protein of 452 amino acids. NCBI's taxonomy places the organism in Eukaryota, Metazoa, Echinodermata, Echinoidea, Camarodonta, Strongylocentrotidae. The transcript has 13 exons. The record is from RefSeq and is a predicted model, not a curated record. Gene Ontology annotation, molecular function: protein binding.
AUGUGUCGUCAGGGUUCGAGAUGUGACGUUACUCUUGCCGUUGUUUUGCCGUCAAUGGUCGUUGACAACGACAACGACGACCUCAAAACGACUAGAGACGGAAUCGAACGUCAAGGAGCUGAGGCGAAGAAGGGAGACAAAGACGGCAAGACGGCAUUACACUUUGCUGCUCAGGAGGGUCAUAUUGAUGUAACCAAAUAUCUCAUCAAUCAAGGUGCUGAGGUGAAUAAGGGAGACAAAGACGGCAAGACGGCAUUACACGGUGCUGCUUUCGAUGGAGCUGAGGUGAAUAAGGGAGAUAACACAGGUAGGACUGCAUUGCGCACUGCUGCUUCCAAUGGUCAUCAUGAUGUGACCAAAUAUCUCAUCAAUCAAGGAGCUGAGGUGAAUACGGGAGAUAAUGAGGUCAAGGAGCCAAGUCAAGGAGCUAAAGUGAAUAUGGGUGAUAAUGAGGGUGUGACUGCAUUACACAUUGCUGCUCAGGAGGGUCAUAUUGAUGUCACCGAAUACUUGAUCAUUCAAGGAGCUGAGGUGAAUAAGGGAGAUAACAGAGCUAAAGUGAAUAUGGGUGAUAAUGAGGGUGUGACUGUAUUACACAUUGCUGCUCAGGAGGGUCAUCUUGAUGUCAUCAAAUAUCUAAUCAGUCAAGGAGCCGAAGUGAAUAGGGUGCUGAGUGCUGCUUUUAAUGGUCAUCUGGAUGUGACCAAAUAUCUCAUCAAUGAAGGAGCUGAGGUGAAUAUAGGAGAUAAUGAGAGUGUGACUGCAUUAGAAGUUGCUGCUCAGGAGGGUCAUAUUGAUGUCACCAAAUAUCUCAUCAAUCAAGGUGCUGAGGUGAAUAAGGGAGACAAAGACGGCAAGACGGCAUUACACGGUGCUGCUUUCGAUGCUGAGGCGAAGAAGGGAGACAAAGACGGCAAGACGGCAUUACACUUUGCUGCUCAGGAGGGUCAUAUUGAUGUAACCAAAUAUCUCAUCAAUCAAGGUGCUGAGGUGAAUAAGGGAGACAAAGACGGCAAGACGGCAUUACACGGUGCUGCUUUCGAUGGUUGGACUGCAUUACAAAGUGCUGCAAUCAAGGGUCAUCUUAAUGUCAUCGAAUAUCUGAUCAGUCAAGGAGCUGAUGAGCUGAGUGCUGCUCAGAAUGUUCAUCUUGAGGUCACCAAUUAUCUCAUCAGUCAAGGAGCUGAAGUGAAUAUAGGAUAUAAUGACGGUUCGACUGCAUUACACAGUGCUGCUCAAUAUGGUCAUCUUCAAGUCACCAAAUAUCUCAUCAGUGAAGGAGCUGAGACGAAAAAGGGAGAUAAUGACGGGAAGACUGCUUUACACCUUGCUGCUCAGGGGGUCAAGGAGCUGAGGUGA